GGUAAGAGAGGAAAUAUAUCUUUACACUUUUUAUAAACAAGAAAUGCCCAUGGUCAAAAAUCUGGAAAAUGUUCAUCAGGAAUUGAUGGAUAUUGCUCGACAAUCAAACAAACUCUCGUAUACCAAGUAUAGUUUUGGUGAUGUUGAAAAAUUGCAAAAUCGACUUCGUCUCAUUGAUUCACAGUACAAUGAAGCUCGGUUCAGAGAUAUGACUUCGGAUAAUGGGUGUUACGAGGAGGAAGGUCAAGCUCAAGUCUCUGAUGAGUUGGUCAAGGUUCACAAGACACUUCGCAUUAUGCUUACUCGCAUUGAUAAUUGAUAUUUUCUCUGUUGGGUCGGGCUCUUCGCUUGUCUCAAGACUUGCAAAUGCAUACAUACCAUUUUUUGUUAUUCUUUUAUCUUCACCUUCCACCUGGUUUAUAAUAUUAUUCUUUAUAAAAUCAAUAAAAUGCAACAUGCAAUGC
This is a messenger RNA of Mucor mucedo, 464 nucleotides long. RefSeq lists its product as uncharacterized. NCBI's taxonomy places the organism in Eukaryota, Fungi, Mucoromycota, Mucoromycetes, Mucorales, Mucoraceae. The transcript has a single exon. The record is from RefSeq and is a predicted model, not a curated record. The coding region runs from base 44 to 319 and encodes 91 amino acids.